AACUGUCCCUUUAAGCCCAGAGUAAUGAGUACGUACUGGUGCGUGUAGACUAGAGGAAAUGUCGCCAUCUUAUGGUCGUUUCUAUAAUUAAUUACAUGCGAUGGAUAUUUGGUAUUCGUCAGACAGGCAGGCAUCUGCUGACCAUCCAUUUAAAAUCAACACUCACUGACUAUAAGCUGUGACUAUCUUUCUCUUUAAGUGAAGUGUUUCUAAAGUAUAUUAAAUUGAGAUUUUCAAUCAUUUUAGGAGUGUAUAUAAUCGAGAAAUCCUGCAGUCUCCUACUCCACACCCCUCGUGUCAGGUCAGUGAGUGACCAUUAAAUGAACACCUGUCCGCCUUCUUCUUUCAAGGAAAGACCUUUAAGGCAGGUACACACAGCAGUGAUCAUACUUGACCACACACACACAGGAACAGUUGCAGGGCUCGGAGGGUCGUGUGGUAAACGUCAUAAGCCUGUGGCAGCGCUGGAGCUGAGCGGAAACCCCUCCCGAAUCCCAACUCAACUCCUCCAACCCCAGUCAAAGAAAAGAGGAAUACCGAGGAAUCAGGAAACACGGACAAAUACCACAGUACACCAUUACACACAGUAACAAUGCAGACCUGAUCACCACAGCCUACUGAGCGAGCGAAAGAGAGAGAGAGAGAGAGACUGCGUGCCUUGCGUGUAAGAUGGGGUUCGGCCGGGACCUGAGGAACUCCCACGAGGGUCUGAUGAAGCUGCAGGACUGGGAGCUGAAGCUGCUGGAGACAGUGAAGCGCUUCAUGACCCUCCGGGUGAAGAGCGACAAGGAAUACGCAUCGCUCCUGAUCAACAUCAGCCAGCAGGUGGACAAGCACGACAACUCCUCUCAGAUCCACUAUGUCAGCCAUGUGUCCAAGUCGUGGACUCACAUGGUGCAGCAGACAGAGCAGUUGAGUAAGAUCAUGAAGUGCCAUGCUGAGGAGCUCAACUCAGGGCCUCUUCACCGCCUCACCAUGAUGAUCAAAGACAAGCAACAGGUUAAGAAGAGUUACCAAAGCCUCCACCAGCAGAUCGAGUCCGAGAUGAACAAGGUAACUAAAAGUGAUCUUGAGAGAUUGAAAUGCACCUACCGGCAGUUAACCAAGGACGCUGUUUUAGCAAGAGAAAAAUACAAGGACGCUGUUCUGAAAGGCAAAGAGACUGAGAAAGCCCGUGAGCGCUAUGACAAAGCCACCAUGAAGCUGCAUAAUCUGCACAACCAGUACGUGCUGGCGGUGAAAAGCGCACAGCUGCAUCAGGAGCACUACCAUGAGUUUGCACUGCCUCUGCUGCUGGACUCCCUACAGAAGAUGCAGGAGGAGAUGAUCAGUGCACUUAAGGGGAUUCUGGAGGAGUACAGUGAAAUCACCAGCCUGCUAACAGAUGAAAUCGUGAAGGUUCAUAAAGAAAUCCACACAUCCAUCGACCAAAUCGAUCCGCUGUCAGAGUAUGACAACUUCAUUGAAGUUUAUAAAUCACCAGAAGCCAAAGAACCUAAUGUAGAAUUUGAUGCAACACUAUUAGACGAAACCGAGAAUCUUCAAGCAAACGAGAUUCUGUGGAAUAAUUUGACAGCAGACAGCUUACAAGUAAUGCUCAAGUCCACCACAGAGGAGCUACUAAUAACCCAGCAGAAUCUGCACAGCAAAGAGGACCUCAUGCUGGACCUGGAGAAAAAAAUGGAGGAAUCUACCAAAGCUUAUGAAAAGAAAUCAGACGUGGUGCUGUUUCUCAGUCAGAGACAGUUUCUGGAGGAGCUCAGACAGACGGUCCAGCUGCUGCGCUGCUCGGAGGCCAAACUCAUGGCACAGAGAGAACUGCUGGAGCAGAAGAUGCAGGAGAACGAGGGCAAAGAGCCACCACCCGUCGUCAAUUACGAAGAGGAUGCCCGCUCCGUCAACUCAAUGGUAAUGCACCACUUGGAUAAAAGCAAAGACAGGAUAUCAAAGUUUGACACCCUCAGACACUCCAUCGCUGGAAUCAUCCGCUCGCCCAAGUCUGUCCUGGGCUCUUCGUCAUUUUUCGACGUGAUACCCACCAGUGAGAAGCCACUGGGCGAGCAGGAGUGGUAUCAUGGUGCCAUUCCCAGGACAGAGGCGCAAGAGCUACUAAAACAACAGGGAGACUUUCUGGUGCGCGAGAGCCAUGGCAAACCUGGAGAAUACGUGCUGUCUGUGUUCUCCGACGGACAGCGCAGACAUUUCAUCAUUCAGUUCGCUGAUAAUCAGUACAGAUUUGAAGGCACAGGCUUCCCCACCAUCCCUCAGCUCAUAGAUCAUCACUACACCACUAAACAAGUCAUCACCAAGAAAUCUGGGGUCGUGCUCCUGAACCCUGUCAUAAAGGAUAAGAAGUGGAUUCUCAAUCACGAGGAUGUCAUUCUCGGAGAGCUUCUCGGCAAAGGAAAUUUUGGUGAGGUUUUUAAAGGAACGCUACGCGAUAAAACACCGGUGGCUGUCAAAACUUGUAAAGAAGAUCUACCGCAAGACCUCAAGAUAAAGUUUCUCUCAGAAGCCAGGAUCCUGAAGCAGUACGACCACCCUAACAUUGUGAAGUUAAUAGGCGUCUGUACCCAACGGCAGCCCAUUUACAUAGUAAUGGAACUUGUGCCAGGUGGAGACUUUUUAUCAUUCUUAAGGAAGAAAAAGGAAGACCUCAAGACAAAGCAACUUGUAAAGUUUGCAUUAGAUGCUGCUGGAGGAAUGGCAUACUUGGAGCUAAAGAACUGUAUACACAGAGACCUGGCUGCUCGCAACUGCCUCGUGGGAGAGAACAAUGUGCUGAAGAUCAGUGACUUUGGGAUGUCCCGACAGGAGGACGACGGCAUCUACUCCUCAUCAGGACUGAAACAGAUCCCAAUCAAAUGGACCGCACCAGAAGCACUCAACUAUGGGAGAUACAGCUCAGAGAGUGACGUGUGGAGUUACGGAAUCCUCCUGUGGGAAACCUUUAGUCUAGGAGUGUGCCCCUACCCUGGCAUGACCAACCAGCAGGCCCGAGAACAGGUGGAAAAAGGUUACAGGAUGUCCUGCCCGCAGAAGUGUCCGGACGAGGUCUACAGGGUCAUGCAGAGAUGCUGGGAGUACAAGCCAGAGAAUCGUCCCAAAUUUGCCGACAUUCAGAAAGAACUGGCCGCCGUCAAGAAAAAAUAGCCUUUUAUGGAGGAGCUGACUGUAAAGGCCGAACUCAUACUUCACAUCCAGGUGAUCCCUAAUCUGCAGAAAGAAACACCAGGAACGUUUCGCCCUCAGAAUCUCAUGCAUUAUUGUACUAAAGAGAGAGUACUCGGUCACAAAAUCACUGUGUGAACUGCCUGCGCACCAGCUGUUUUGAGCCAUUAGCAUGGAGAGAGAUAGAGCUCUCCGCUUUGCUCUGAUGUCAAAAUUAUGCAGAUUCUCCCUUUUUUUUAUUGUUUUGCUUUUUGUAACUGAGCAACAGUUAAGCUACGACAGACAGAAGGUAAGAUACAUGAGGUGUAUUCAGUUUGCCGUCGAGUAUUCCAGUCAACGUACCAGUAAAACGAGGGAUAGUUCACCUUAUAAAAGGUGCUUUCUGACCUAAAUGACUUUUAUGCCUGUGGAACACAAAGAAAAAUGGCUUUUUUCCUUAUUUUUCUUUGUUUGUUUUGUGUUUGGCAAAUUUAAAAGCCUUCAGGUUUGGAACUGUAAACAAAUGAUGACAGAUUUUUCAUUUUCAGGUGAACUAUCCCUUUAAAAUAGAGAGAUGAAUGUCUGAAAAUGGACUUUUUGUCCAUUUAGAAAAUCAAAUUUUUUUUUUUUAGAAUCCUAAACUUGUUUGUCGGUUUGGGCAGUUUUAUAGUUAAGCCAUUUUAUGUUUGUUUUAUGUUCUUCUAGAAUUACAGAACCCAAAAUGUACAGAUAUUUACAUAAAAUAACUCAUCAAUUAAGACUUUCCGAGAGUUACAUUCCAACUCAUCAAGCAAUGAGACCAAAUUCGUGAUACAUUUACCCAAGUGCAAUUUUUUUGAUCUCAUCAGCAGCACAGAUGUCAUACUCCAGUCAGGGAGCCUUAAAGUAAAACCCAGACACACAGUACUGCCGGCCUGCUUCAGACAUGGACAAUGCAGCAAUCUACAGUUUACAAAGUCUACUUCCAAAUCGCAUAAUACUGCAACCACUCGCCUCUUCAGCUGAUAGUUCAGCCAAAAAAUGAAAACGCCCAUCAUUUACUCAAUCUGUAUGAUAAAACGCUGAAUGGAGGCACUUACGGAAUCUUCACGAAACAGUGAAAGUAUAUGAGGACUAAAAUGAAAUCUUCAAAUAUAAUGAGCUGCUUCAUAACAGUGUUUUAUAUGACUUUUGCUGUAACUUUGAAGUCAUUAAUAGAUUUUCACUGAUGACUUUCAUUUAAAUAUUGUACAUGCAAUAUUAAAGGGUUAGUUCACUCACAAAUUACAACUAACUGUUAUUAAUUACUCAUUUCAUUGCCCUUCCAAACACCUGAGACCUCCGUUCAUCUUUAGUACACAUUUGUUUUUUAGACGAAAUCCUGGAGCUGUCUCAUCCUCUAUAACAGCAAGUCAAGAGGCCUAAAAAGUCCACCUGAGACCUCCGUUUAUCUUCAGUGCACAAUUUAUUUUUUUUAGAUGAAGUCCUGGAGCUCUCUCAUCCUCAAUAACAGCAAGUUUAGAGGCCUUAAAAGUCCAGAAAAGGAACAAAACACAUUGUCAAGAUAUUCCAUGUGACUUCGGUGGUUGGAGUGUAAUCAAAAAAGCUACAAGAACACUUUUGGGCACCAAAAACCAGUAAAUAUGUCUUUGUUCUUCUUUAUCUAAAGUGUGUGUAGUGAUUAACACAGAUACUUAUCUGAUGAGGAAGACAUUGGCGAACAAAGCUGUUUUUACAGUUAUGUUUUGGUUCCUUUUCUGGAACAUCUCUGUCCUUGGAGAGCUCUCGGAUUUCAUCUAAGAUAUCUUCAUUUAUGUUCUAAAACUGAACAAAGCUCUCUGGAAUUUAGAGCAACACAAGGAUUAGUCGUUAAUAAUAGAAGCUUCAAUUUUGGGUGAACAAACCCUUUAAAAGGAAAGCUUAAAAAUCAAAUUGUGCUAUUAGUUCCUUCAGGCCGUCUAAGAUGCAGUUUUGUCCUUGAGUUGACCACUAAAGGAGAUCUGAAACUAGUUCUUGGUGAUUCAUAAAAUGGCUGGCACUUUGAGAGUCAGAAAACUAUGAAAAUGCAUAACAAAACUAAUAUCUACCCCAUUCAGAUUCACAUCGUCUUCGUAUGAACUAAAACAGUUGAUCUGUGCAAGAAACACUAUUUAGAGAUCCAUAUUAUUUUGAAUUCACAUCCUUGGCAAAUGGUGUUGAGUGUGUUUGCAAGAAGAUGUGGGUUAACUAGUUGUAUGAUUGAGGAAACCAAUUCAUAUUUGGUUUAUUCUUGGUCUUAGACUGUAAAAAAAAAAAAAACAAGGUUCCACACAAUUCCUUUAUGUUGUCUCAACACAAACUGAUCAAGUGAACUUAAUCAUUUUUACAAAUUUAAGAGGGUUGAAAAAAGAACAUUUGAGCUUAUUUUAAAUAAGUAGUACAUUUUUUUCCAAAUUUCAUUUACAAAUAUUGUAAUUUACUUUCGUUUUUUUGCCUCCGAAAAUGACGAGUGGUUAAAAUCACGUUUACAUUUGUUGUUCAUUCAUUUGUUGAGUUAUUUCACAAAAUAUUGAGUUUUUUUAAAACUGUUCUGAAUUUAAAACAUUAAUAUUGUGUUGCCUAAAUAUCUAUAUAAACAUGAACACUGCACCUUUCUGUCAUUUAGACCCAUUGUCAUUUAUUGUCAUUAAAUUAGCUGAAAUGUUUAUAGUGGUUCACAGAAUUGACAUUUUGCGUGUACACAACUACAAAUCUAGAAUAUUCAAGCGAUCUCUGUCUUCCAUAGCUAAUAUUUAAACAGACAAAAAGUCAUUGGUUUCUUUUAUGUAGGCUUUACAACACAUGAUAAACACAAGUAUCAUUCUGAUCAACAACAGAACAUCUGUUUGGAUGUAGUUUUCCUUUUGUUUUACUCUCAAAAGUGUUUCUAACAAUUGACUUGCAUUUUAUCGUUCACAAAAGCACCUGUUUCCAAGUUUCAUCCACAAAUAUUGUGUUCUAGUUGAGUUUUUUUGUCUUGAAUGAACAAAUGAAAACAUAAUUUUCUAAGUUAUUUCACUAAAUAUUAAGUUUUUUGAACUGUUUUAAAGAUAAAACUUUGACAUUGUGUUGCCUAAAUAUGAACAUAAAGAUAAAAACACUGCACUUUUCUGUCAUUUAGACUUAUUGUCAUUUAAAGUCAUUAAAUUAGCUAAAAUGUUGACAGAAUGAACCAAAUGACAUUCUGCUAGAACACAGCUAUAAAUCAUAAAUCCAGAAUAUUCUAGUGUUCUUCCACUGCUGACACUUUAAACAGACAAAGUCUUUAUUUUGCUUUAUAUAAGCUUUAGAAGACAGGAUAAGCACUAGAACAUAAUCUAAAACAUAAUCUAUUUGUAUGAAGUUUUCUUUUUGUUUUUCUCUCUGUUUCCAUCCAUUGACUUGCGUUGUAUCAAUCACCAAAGCACCAGUUUCAGCCUUCAAAAUAUUUCAGCCUUCAAAAUAUUUUACUGUUAUAUUUUAUAUCUACUAAAAAAGUCAUCUACAUUUCGGAUGUCCUGAGAGUGAAUUAAUAGCAGCUUCUGCGUGAACUAUCCCUUUAAGAUUCACACAAGUAUGUGAUUUUUUUUUUUAUUUCACCUCUGAAGAAAUAUUUUCAGCAAAUAACUACGUAAAUUUUUGGCCGUCAAACUGUUCAAUCGACUAUUCACAUUUAAAAUUUGAGAGUCCCAAUUUCUCUUUACUUCCACUGUAUCAAAUAGAUGAAAGAUUGAAGAAAAAGAGCAGAUGAUCACAGCGUUUUCAUUUUUGGCUGAACUUUCCCUUGAACAUUUACAGACCUCAGAAAGAGCAACCAAAAGUAUGAAUCGUGUUUGUUUUUAUUUGUAAAGAUCAGGUUUCUCACUCAAACAACACUUGAGUUCUAAUAGAUUAGAAUUUCACACAAGUAUUAUAUGUUCGGUUGGUCGGUGGUGUGUUUUUGUAUUAAGACUUUUUCCAGGUUGUUUUCUGCCAUUUUUGUCAGGUGCCAUUUUCCCUUUGCUCACAAGUUCUAAGAGCUGAAAUGGACAAGUCUUCGCUCUCACCAGCAACGUUGUGUUUCCAGAGUCACAUAAAUAUGUCAUUCCAUUUACCCAAAUAAAAAAAUGGAAUAGUG
This is a messenger RNA of Danio rerio (zebrafish), 7243 nucleotides long. NCBI's taxonomy places the organism in Eukaryota, Metazoa, Chordata, Actinopteri, Cypriniformes, Danionidae. The record is from RefSeq and is a predicted model, not a curated record.